Molecule: messenger RNA, 1332 nt
Organism: Zophobas morio
Lineage: Eukaryota; Metazoa; Arthropoda; Insecta; Coleoptera; Tenebrionidae
Product: lipase 1-like
Exons: 4
Coding region: 1-1332 (443 amino acids)
Biological process (GO): lipid metabolic process
Molecular function (GO): hydrolase activity, acting on ester bonds
Source: RefSeq, a predicted model, not a curated record
AUGUCACUAAAAGUGAUUGUAGUUACAUAUAUUUUGUUUCAAGGUCAACCAAGUGCUUGUGAAGAUGCUUAUCAAACAGUCUCUGAAAUUGUCUCACACAGUGGGUACCCAGUCCAAGUCCACCACGUGACUACCUUUGAUGGCUAUAUCCUAGCCCUCCAUCGAAUCCCUCACGGUAGAAAAAACACCCUCUCGAACAAACCCGUGCUGAUGCUCCAAGGAGCCUUUAUUGCUGCAGUGGGGUUCGUUUUUACGGGGGUGGACCACGCUUUGGGUUAUUUGUUAGCCGAUGAGGGCUACGACGUGUGGUUGGCCGACGUCCGCGGCUGCCACAGCUCCCGCAACCACACCACCCUCAACCCAGACACAGACCCCAAAUUCUGGGACUUCAGCUGGAACGAAAUGGCCACUAUUGACGUCCCAGCGAUGAUCGACUACGUGCUACAAACCACCAACCAACCCAACCUCUACUACGUGGGUUAUUCCCAAGGUAGCGCCCUCCUCUUCAUCACCAUGUCGCUCUACCCGGAGUACAACACCAAAGUUAGAGUCCACGUGGGACUGGCACCUGGUGGAUACAUCGACACGAAAAAAAUCAACCCUUUGCACAUUUUCGCCAACAGUAACGACCUCUUGAACACGUUUCUGGAAAGAAUAGGAAUGAACGAACUCCCACCACCGAUUUACACGUUCGCGCAGGGGGCGACAUGCAGAGUCAGUCCAGACUUUUGCAGAUUCUUGUUAAUGACUGUAUUUAGGUAUAAACCAUCGGAAGUGAACUCGACGAUUGUGACUAGUUUUUUGAAGCAUUUUCCGGCUUCUGCUUCUAGGAGACAGACGAUUCAUAUUCUUGGGUUGGUUAGGUCUGGGUUGUUUAAGAUGGAUGAUUUUGGUGCGGGAAAUGUUGAGGUGUAUGGUACUUCGACUCCUCCGUUGGUUAAUUUGGGGGCUGUUACGGCAAAGACUCACUUGUUUUGUAGUGAUGAUGACGAUAUAGUGUCGGAUUUUGACGUUAGUAGGUUGUGCGAGGAGUUGGGUGCUUGUGUUGAGAAGCAUUUAGUGACAGAAGGUACCAUUAAGCACUUGGAUUGGUUAAUGGGGCCUAGAAUACGGGAGUUGGUUUAUUCGAAACUCGUAAAAGUUAUGGCUCAAAGCAAGGGGAUCAUUAUUUGCAGAUUAUUAAGUCGGGGUACUUUCAGAGGUACGAUUUUGGGAGAAAGAAGAAAUGAGGAAGUGUAUGAGGCUCCGCUGCCUCCUGGGUACAAUUUGUACUUGGGUACUACACAGUGCCAUUUAUUUCAUAGCCAGGAUGAUUUUGUAAUGUCUGCCUAG